Penicillium griseofulvum is the source of this 987-nucleotide messenger RNA. Its product is annotated as Oxoglutarate/iron-dependent dioxygenase. NCBI's taxonomy places the organism in Eukaryota, Fungi, Ascomycota, Eurotiomycetes, Eurotiales, Aspergillaceae. The record is from RefSeq and is a predicted model, not a curated record. Bases 1 to 987 code for a protein of 328 amino acids. The transcript is spliced from 6 exons.
AUGUCUUCUACUGAAUCCUCUGAAUUCUCUGAAUCCUCUGAAUUCUUUGACGAGGAGUCCAUUAAUUAUGAGGUUCCGUCAUUGGAGAAACUCACGUUUAACGAAAUUGUCUUGGUGGUAGAUUGCGAUACUGCUAGCUUUGGUAGGGGAAAAGAAGAAGUUAUUGAUCCUCAAUAUCGAAAAGCUGGGAAGCUUGAGCCCCAGAAUUUCUUGACCAGCUUUCAUCCAGCAGAUUUCGGAAUUCUUCAAAAUCUCGAGCAAAUUCUCCUUCCGAACUUUAACACAGACAAGCAAAACUCUCUACCGUUCCGGAAACUGAGUGCCGAGUUAUACAAACUGAAUGUUUACUCGGCACCGUCUGGCCUUUUCCGGAAGCAUGUUGACACACCGCGAUGCCCGAGCCAGAUCGGCUCAUUGGUCGUUUGUUUGCCUUCUCAUUUUAAAGGGGGCAACUUGGCCGUUCGGCAUGAGGGGAAACAAGUUGAUUUUGACUGGAGUCACCAGAGUGCGUCUGCGAUUCAAUGGGCAGCAUUCUAUAGUGACUGCGAGCACGAGAUCGAGACGAUCACGGAAGGCGACCGCAUCACCUUGACAUACAACCUCUACGCAACUGAGCCAGCGGGGGGUUCAAUUCCGCCAAGCUUGAUUGUUGAUCCAAAGAUCUUCCCGCUCUACAGUUUCCUGAAAGAACUCAUUAUCCAGCCUGGCUUUAUGAAAAAAGGCGGCGCUUUAGGGUUUUACUGCUCUCACGCUUAUCCUCAUGCGUCCAAUGAGGCUGAAAAGCUACUUCCCAGGGCACUUAAGGGAGCUGACCUUGUGUUGUACUCUGUUUUCAAAUCACUUGGGAUAUACAUCGAAGUUCUCCCUGUGAUCCCAGAAGGUUACUACUAUAGACCCAACCGAAGCAAGGUGCGAAUUGGAGACGAGCUAUGUCCAUUCAUUAUCACCGGCACCCGUGACGAUACGGUAGAUCCGGUUGUGUUGUGA